Molecule: messenger RNA, 1623 nt
Organism: Fusarium sp. VM40
Lineage: Eukaryota; Fungi; Ascomycota; Sordariomycetes; Hypocreales; Nectriaceae
Source: the annotation of a GenBank genome assembly
AUGCGCUUCUCAUCUCUCACGGGCCUUUCAGCCGUUGGCUUGGCCGCAUUGGCCACCUGCGAUACCACCUACGACUACAUCGUCGUCGGCGGUGGCCCCUCAGGCCUCAUCACCGCUGAGCGCCUCACUGAAGCCAACAAGAAGGUCCUGCUACUCGAGCGCGGCCCAGGCCCAACCGUCGCAACUGGGUCUAACCACACUCUCCCAUGGGACAGCUCGCUCACUCCCAUUGACGUCCCAGGUCUCUCGUCUGCAGUCGGUGGCCUUGACUUGUGGAACGAGUACAUGUGCGACGACACCGCAGGACUGGCAGCUUGUGUUCUCGGAGGCGGCGUCACUGUCAACUUCAUGGUCUUUGUCCACCCUCCCGCGCGCGACUUCGACGAUAAGUGGCCCAAGGGCUGGAAGUGGAACGAUGUCGCGCCAGCUGCCAACAGGUUGUACGCCCGCAACCCCGGAACCCUUGAGCCAUCCCAGAACAAGCAGCGAUACGACACUGGCUUGUACAACACCCUGUCUGGGUUCUUCAACACAAUUGGCUGGAAGUCGGUCGACAUGAUCAAGCAGCCCAACGAGAAACACCAGGUCUACAGCUGGCCAUCCUGGAACGUCAAGGACGCGCAGCGCGCCGGACCCGUCAAGACGUACCUCCCUCUUGCACAGAAACAAAAGAACUUCACUCUUCGUCUCGGCACCAAGGUCAUCCGCGUUGUACGAUCUGGCUCCAAGGCCACCGGUGUUGAAGUUGAGACCGCCGAUGGUAAGAAGCAGAUCAUCAAGCUUGCUAAGAACGGCCGAGUCGUCCUCUCCGCUGGCGCUCUCACAACCCCUCGUCUUCUAUUCAAUUCUGGCAUUGGUCCCAAGAAGCAAAUCCAGACUGCCAAGCAGACGGGCGUCACUCUUCCCGCCGAAAGACACUGGAUUGAGCUGCCUGUUGGCGAGAACCUCAUGGACCACCCCAUCUUCUCCUUCAACGUCAAGACCGGAGGCGCAUACGGCAUGCUCGAUACCGACAGUGUUUUGAACGGCACCGAUUCCAAGAACAUCAAGCUCUACGAGGACAAGUCAGCUGGAAUCCUGACCCAAGGCCGCCAUCGCGUGAUUUUCUUCACUUCGCAAAAGGGACCCGACGGCGUGACUCGAUACUUCCAAGGUUCCUGUGCUGCCUCUGGCGAUGGUGUUGUCUCCAUUAAAGUCUACAUGACCCAUGGUCUGACCUCAUCCGGUGUGCUAGGCCUGACCAAAGACGGCAAGACUGUGUUUGAUCGCUCGCCAUACCUGCAGACCAAGGGAGAUACCGAGACUGCCAAGAUCUUUGUUGAAGAUUUCGUAAAGUCCAUCACCAAGGCCUCCACCGGCUUCGAGCUCCAGCCAGCUACCAACACCUCGGCAAUUCUUGCGUCACCUGCCAACGGCAACCAUUUCGCCGGUACUGCCAAGAUGGGCGCUGAUGACGGCCGCAAGGGCGGAUCUUCUGUCGUUGAUACCAACACCAAGGUGUACGGCAUGGACAACCUCUUCAUUACCGAUGCCAGCAUUCACCCUGAUCUUCCUACCGGAAACAUCCAGACUAUCGUCAUGGUUGCUGCCGAGGCCGCGGUGGCAAAGAUCCUCGCCUGUUAG